ACAAAUCAGAUUGAGAGUUAUCAGAAAAGUCUCACAAUGGAUGCAUCAGACAAACAUCUUCAAGUGUACAAAAUUCGAGAGCCUCUUCAAAUGUGAGAAAGAUACAAUUUUUCGUUGGUUUGUUUCUUCUUCUUCUUCGUCGUCGUUGUUUAUUUAGAUCCAAGUUUCGAUUAUUCCACAAUCCAAUUUGUUCGUCUCUCUUUCUUCCAAAUCUUUGCUUCUUUAAAAGUCCCAAUCUUUCUGAGUUUCUAUUAAAAAAAAGUGUCUUUUUUUUGGUAAUCUGUUGUUCUCUUACAGACAUUUGUCGUAAACUUUGUCCGAUUGGAUUUUUUUCGUCCAAAAGACUCUUUUACAUUGGGAUUGUUAAGGAAACACAGAAACUGGAUUCUUCUGGAAGUAACAGCGAUUUCUGAUUAUAUAUAUAUAUCGAUAGGCGAUAGCUAAGAAAGGGAGGAGGUGUUAGAUGAGAGUAAUGGAGAUGGAGGAAGGGGUUAAAGAUAAUGCUGUAUCAACACCUAAAUCGAGAGUUACAAACCAAUCUAGAGCUCUUUUGUCGAUGCGGCUGCUUCAGAUUUUGUUAUUGUUUCUUGUGUUGACUCUUGGGAUCUCAGUUGUUAGUAUACACAUGAUUAAGUUCUUGAAAAUUCAACAUCUGGAUCCUGUGGCUCCAACCACUUUGAUCUCUAUGUAUGGUCAUGGAAUUGUUACUUUAGAUAGCUUUAUUAGGCCUCCUUCCAAUGUUUGGCACACAAUGAAUGACACUGAAUUGCUUUGGCGUGCUUCCAUGGAGCCACAGAGGAAUGGGUAUCCGUUUAAACGGGUUCCUAAAUUGGCCUUCAUGUUUCUCAGCAAAGGUCCUUUACCGUUUGCUCCUCUCUGGGAGAAGUUCUUUGAUGGAUAUGAGGGUCUUUAUUCAAUCUAUGUUCAUGCACUGCCUAAUUACAAAUCGGAUUUUUCGAGGUCAUCUGUGUUUUACAGAAGAUAUAUCCCAAGUCAGGCUGUGGCAUGGGGAGAGAUGAGCAUGGGUGAAGCUGAAAGGAGGCUUUUGGCUAACGCGUUGCUGGAUAUAUCUAAUGAAUGGUUCAUUCUGCUGUCUGAAUCAUGCAUUCCUCUGCGUGGUUUCGGCUUUAUCUAUAGUUAUGUCUCUGAAUCAAGAUAUAGUUUCAUGGGUGCUGCUGAUGAGGAAGGACCUGAUGGAAGAGGUAGAUAUCGGGCUGGAAUGGAACCUGUGGUCAAACUAAGCCAGUGGAGAAAAGGGUCUCAGUGGUUUGAAGUUAACAGGAAACUUGCUGUUGAGAUUGUUCAAGACACUACUUACUAUCCCGUAUUCAAAGAGUUUUGUAGACCUCCAUGUUAUGUUGAUGAACAUUACUUUCCCACGAUGUUGUCUAUGAAACACCGGGUUUUGUUGGCCAAUCGGACAUUGACAUGGACAGAUUGGUCACGUGGUGGUGCUCAUCCAGCUACUUUUGGCAAGGCUGAUAUAACAGAAAGUUUUCUCAAGAAGCUUCCAGGAGCCAAAUCCUGCCUCUACAAUGAUCAGCCGUCUCAAAUCUGUUAUCUCUUUGCCAGAAAGUUUGCUCCAAGCGCAUUGGAGCCCUUACUGCAACUUGCACCCACGAUUCUUGAGUUGGCUUCUAACAGAUCUUCCACUCGUCGCUCGUGGUUUUUGUUUUAAUAAGUGCUUGAGUAUGAUCAUGGACAGAACUGAUCCUAAAUUAAUCAACCAGGUAUUGCAAUGGUUAAACAUAUUUUUGACAUGACAGAUUGUUAAAUAAAAGGUAGUUUUAGUUGUUUUCAGUCCCUAGGGGGAAUCAGAUAUCUCUUGCUCUUGAUAGAAAGUAGGAUAAAAAUUGAGGAGAACAGUUUGUUUACCGUAAAGCUGCAUCAAAUGAUUCAUCAACGCCAUAAACUGGACGCGUUCCUGCUUAUGGUUUUUGAGAUAUUAAUGAAUGGUUUUAGUUUUUGUUGGUCAA
Molecule: messenger RNA, 1976 nt
Organism: Capsella rubella
Lineage: Eukaryota; Viridiplantae; Streptophyta; Magnoliopsida; Brassicales; Brassicaceae
Exons: 2
Coding region: 464-1678 (404 amino acids)
Cellular component (GO): membrane
Molecular function (GO): glycosyltransferase activity
Source: RefSeq, a predicted model, not a curated record